CAUGGAUAGAGCGUGAGCACCGUGGCGAUAGGCUAAGAAAAUAUCUACACUCGAGUCCGAGGAAAUUAGAUGUGCGCCGACUUGGGGCCUCAGUGCUCAGAAUUUUCUUCCUCGUAUCUCAUCUCCUGGCCAGUGGAUCCAUAUCUCAUCACGCGUCCAAAAAAUCCAUAUCUCAUCAUCUGCACUUCUUUUCACUCUGAGCACACCAAGCACAAACUAGAGGAAUCGAUUGAGAGCUAGAGGCCUAGAGCUCAAUGGAGGGGGUAAGUGCUUCGCACGGUGUGUUGGGUCCCCUGUUGGUGAAGCUCACCGGUUUGCUUGCCGGUGAGUGUUCCCGGCUGAAAGGCGUCCGCCGAGAGAUCCGCUCGCUCAAAGCUGAGCUGACAGGCAUGCAUGCCGCGGUCCACAAGUACACAAUGCUGGAAGAUCCCGAUGUCCAGAUGAAGGCGUGGAUAUCGCUGCUGAGGGAGCUGACCUAUGAUAUCGAGGAUGUCAUCGACAAGUUCAUCCACCAGCUCGGUAAUGGCGGCCAGCACCAGGGUGGCUUCAAGGAGUUCUUCCGCAAGACCGCUCGCCGUCUCAAGACUCUGGGGUCUCGUCGCGGUGUCGCGAACAAAAUCGAUGAUUUGAAGAUUCGUCUCAAGCAGGUAAAAGAUUUGAAGACUAGUUACAAGCUGGAUGAUAUUAACUGCAGCAACUUUGAACAUUCAGUUGUGGACCCCCGCUUGUCUGCUCUGUUUGUUGAUGAAGCACAGCUUGUGGGAAUUGAUGGUCCAAGAGAUGAGCUUGCCAAGUGGAUGUUGCAAGAUGAAAAUGGCUCGACCAGGCAUCGCAAGGUGUUGUCCAUUGUUGGCUUUGGUGGGUUGGGAAAAACAACACUGGCCAAGGAGGUCUACCGUAAGAUCCAGGGGCAAUUUCAUUGUCAUGCUUUUGUCUCAGUCUCGCAAAAGCCAAACGUAAAGAAAAUUAUGAAGGAUUUGAUAUCCCAGGUGCCUUGCAAGAAAGAUUUUACAGAAUGUAUCAACACUUGGGAUGAAACAAAGUGUAUUGCAAAGCUCAAAGAACUCUUGCAGGAUAUGCGGUAUCUCAUUAUCAUUGAUGAUAUAUGGUCCAUAUCAACAUGGAACACUAUUAAGUAUGCUUUCCCAGAGAAUAAUUUUUCUAGCAGAAUUAUUGCUACUACACGCAUUGUUGAUGUAGCAAGAUCAUGUUGUCUAUACAGUAAUGGCCUCAUGUAUGAAAUGGAAGCCCUUAGUGAUCUCCACUCCAAAAGAUUGUUUUUCAAAAGAAUAUUUGGUUCCCAGGACUGCUGCCCUGAUGUGCUAAAACAAGUUUCAAACAAAAUACUGAAGAAAUGUGGAGGCCUUCCAUUGGCAAUUAUUAGCAUAUCAAGUUUAUUGGCAACGAAACCGAUGGUGAAAGAUGAGUGGGAGAGGGUCAGAAGGUCUAUUGGUUCCGCAUUGGAGAAAGACCGAAGUUUAGAUGGAAUAAAUAGCAUACUAUCACUUAGCUACAAUGAUCUUUCACCUAAUCUUAAGACCUGUUUGUUAUAUUUAAGUCUAUAUCCUGAGGAUUGUGUGAUUGAAAGAGAUAUUUUAGUGAGGCGAUGGAUAGCAGAAGCCUUUAUCUCUGAAGAGCGUGGGCAAAGCAAACAUGAGGUUGCAGAGAACCACUUCUAUGAGCUAAUUAACAAAAACAUGGUCCAACCUGUAGAAAUUGGCUGUGAUGGAAAAGCUCGUGCUUGUCAAGUUCACGAUAUGAUGCUUGAGCUCAUUAUUUCAAAAUCGGUAGAAGAUAAUUUCAUUUCUUUGGCAGGCCACGGUCAAACUGAUUUGGUAAAUUCUCAUGGUCUUAUUCGGCGACUAUCAGUCCAGCAUAUCGACCAAGAGCUUGCAUCUAUAUUGGCGAAUGAAGAUCUGAGUCAUGUGCGAUCUCUAACAGUGACCGAAUCAACUUGCAUCAAACACUUGCCUAUGCUUGUUCGGUUUGAAGCUUUGCGUGUACUAGAAUUUCAAAAUUGUGCGAGUGUGAACAAGUAUGAUAUGGAAGGUAUAGAUAAACUAUUCCAGCUGAAGUACCUGAGCUUUAGGGGCACUGACAUGUCAAAGCUACCAUCAGGAAUUGUGAAGCUAUAUGGUCUGGAGACGCUAGAUAUUAGAAAUACACAGAUAGAAGAAUUGCCCACUGGAAUUAUUCGGCUUGUUAAGCUACAACAUCUACUCACUGCAAGAUAUCCCGGUCCUCAUGGUGAAAUAAAGUUACCAAAUGGGAUUGGAAAUAUGAGGAACUUACAGGCGAUCUCGGGAUUUAAUAUUAUCAAGAGUCCAUUACGUGCAGUCGAGGAAUUAGGGAAUCUGAAUCAUUUGAAAGAACUCCAUCUACAGUUGGACGGUGGGGGAUCGCAGGAAUACAAGAGCCACGAAGAGAUGUUACUCUCCUCACUCUGCAAGCUUGUCACUUGCAAACUCCAGUCUUUAUGGAUAUACUCUCCGGAUUCAACACCCAUCCAGUUCUUAGAUUCUUGGUCCCCUCUUCCAUAUAACCUCCAAACAUUUUGGAUGACCACGAGCUACUAUUUACCAAAGAUGCCAAAGUGGAUUGUAUCAGCACUCACCAGUCUUGCAUACCUGAACAUUAAUUUGAUUGAAGCAACAGAGGAGGAUCUGCGGAUGCUGGGAGAGAUGCCGGCCUUACUUUGUCUGAGUAUAACAUUCAAUACUUUCCAAAAAGAAAGGCUUGCGGUACAAGGCAUUGCGUUUCCGUGUUUGAAGGAAUUAUACCUAAUCUGCUGGGAAAAUGCAAUUUACUUGACGUUUGAAGAAGGGGCACUGCCAAAGUUGGAGAAGCUUGUGGUGCCGUUUUUUGUUUCAAUGGCAGAAGAGUAUGGGUUCUACUUGGGACUUGGCCACUUCCCGUGUCUGAGAGAUGCCAUAUUUACUCUUUGCAAUUAUGUAGGCACAUCUUCCGUAAGCUGCUCUGCUGCAGCUGAUUGUAUAAGGAGCGAGGCAAAUAGCCAUCCCAAUCAUCCCAGGUUAUCUAUCCGGGACCGAGUUGGAAGAAAGCUACACUGACGAGGAAGAGAGCUAGCUGUCAGGGAACUGUUAUAUCAUGACAUUUGACUACCAAUGCAAGAGGGAAUCUUCUGUUAAACGCAAGGGCAUCACAGAGGAAGUGGUGUUAGUUGCUCUGCUACAUGGUACUAUUUGCUUUACAGGGAAUACUGUAAUUUAAGAAUUUGUUGCGUUGCUUACUAUUUUUAAGAAUUAGUGUGUGUGUACUUGUGUAACUUAAUUUGAUCUCAGGUCUCAUAAGAGUUGAAACGAUGUCUUGUCACUCCAAUACUCUGAACUCUUCUACUGUUGCUUGAACUGUUGUGCUGUAAACUGCUUCACCUGGUUUCAGUCUCAGAGA
Hordeum vulgare subsp. vulgare (domesticated barley) is the source of this 3411-nucleotide messenger RNA. Its product is annotated as disease resistance protein RGA5-like. Bases 255 to 3071 code for a protein of 938 amino acids. Gene Ontology annotation, biological process: defense response to other organism. The transcript has 3 exons. Gene Ontology annotation, molecular function: ADP binding. Lineage: Eukaryota; Viridiplantae; Streptophyta; Magnoliopsida; Poales; Poaceae. The record is from RefSeq and is a predicted model, not a curated record.